AUGGAACCGGGGCCCACGGCGCCCUCCUCCGGCGCCCCGAGGCUGUCCGGGGCUGGGGAGACGCCUCCAGCCGCCCCGCUGGCCGCCGCCGGGAUGGACCUGCCCGGCACAGCCGUGCCCUCAGUGCCGGAGGAUGCUGCGGCUGGGAGCCGUGGCGGCAGUGGGGUCCGCGGGGAGGGCGGCGCGGCGGCCGGCGACGGGCUGGGUAGACCCCUGGGGCCCACCCCGAGCCAGAGCCGCUUCCAGGUGGAUCUGGUUUCCGAGAAUGCCGGGCGGGCGGCGGCGGCGGCGGCUAGCGCUGGGGCGGGAGGCAAGGAGACCCCCGCGGACGGGAAAGCCAGCGUCGAAAGCGGGCAGGCUAAGGCCAGCGAGGAAGCCAAGGGCCGCUUCCGCGUGAACUUCGUGGACCCGGCUGCUUCUUCGUCGGCGGACGAGAGCGUGUCAGAUGCGGCAGGGAUCGGAGGCGACGGGCCCAAUGUGAGCUUCCAGAACGGCGGGGACACGGUGCUGAGCGAGGGGAGCAGCCUGCACUCGGGCGGCGGCGGCGGCGGCAGUGGGCACCACCAGCAUUACUACUAUGACACCCAUACCAACACCUACUACCUGCGCACCUUCGGCCACAACACUAUGGACGCCGUGCCCAGGAUCGACCACUAUCGGCACACGGCAGCGCAGCUAGGCGAGAAGCUGCUCCGGCCCAGCCUGGCGGAGCUCCACGAUGAGUUGGAGAAGGAGCCUUUUGAGGAUGGCUUUGCAAACGGAGAAGAAAGCACACCAACCAGAGAGGCUGUGGUCACGUACACUGCGGAGAGUAAAGGAGUCGUGAAGUUUGGCUGGAUUAAGGGUGUACUAGUUCGUUGUAUGUUAAACAUUUGGGGAGUGAUGCUCUUUAUUCGAUUGUCAUGGAUUGUGGGUCAAGCUGGAAUAGGUCUGUCAGUCAUUGUAAUAGCAAUGGCCACUGUUGUGACAACUAUCACAGGAUUGUCUACAUCAGCAAUAGCUACUAAUGGAUUUGUACGAGGAGGAGGAGCGUAUUAUUUAAUAUCUAGAAGUCUAGGGCCAGAAUUUGGCGGUGCAAUUGGCCUGAUCUUCGCUUUUGCCAAUGCUGUCGCAGUUGCCAUGUAUGUGGUUGGAUUUGCAGAAACUGUGGUGGAGUUGCUUAAGGAACAUUCCAUACUUAUGAUAGAUGAAAUCAAUGAUAUCCGAAUUAUUGGAGCCAUUACAGUGGUGAUCCUUUUAGGUAUCUCAGUAGCUGGAAUGGAGUGGGAGGCAAAAGCUCAGAUUGUUCUUUUGGUGAUUCUACUACUUGCUAUAGCUGAUUUCGUCAUAGGAACAUUUAUCCCAUUGGAGAGCAAGAAGCCCAAAGGUUUCUUUGGUUAUAAGUCUGAAAUAUUUAAUGAGAAUUUUGGGCCAGAUUUUCGAGACGAAGAGACCUUUUUUUCUGUAUUUGCCAUCUUUUUUCCUGCUGCAACUGGCAUUCUGGCCGGAGCAAAUAUCUCAGGUGAUCUUGCAGAUCCUCAGUCAGCCAUACCCAAAGGAACACUCUUAGCCAUUUUAAUUACUACACUGGUUUACAUAGGAAUUGCAGUAUCUGUAGGAUCUUGUGUGGUUCGGGAUGCUACCGGGAACGUCAAUGACACCAUUGUAACAGAGCUGACAAACUGUACUUCUGCAGCCUGCAGAUUAAACUUUGACUUUUCAUCUUGUGAAACCAGCCCUUGUUCCUACGGCCUAAUGAACAACUUCCAGGUAAUGAGCAUGGUGUCAGGCUUUGCACCAUUAAUUUCUGCAGGUAUCUUCUCAGCCACUCUUUCUUCUGCAUUAGCAUCUCUUGUGAGUGCACCCAAAAUAUUUCAGGCUCUAUGUAAGGACAACAUCUACCCAGCUUUCCAGAUGUUUGCUAAAGGUUAUGGGAAAAAUAAUGAACCUCUUCGUGGCUACAUCUUAACAUUCUUAAUUGCACUUGGAUUCAUAUUAAUUGCUGAAUUGAAUGUUAUUGCUCCAAUCAUCUCGAACUUCUUCCUUGCAUCAUAUGCACUGAUCAAUUUUUCAGUAUUUCAUGCAUCACUUGCAAAAUCUCCAGGGUGGCGUCCUGCAUUUAAAUACUACAAUAUGUGGAUAUCACUUCUUGGAGCGAUUCUCUGUUGCAUAGUGAUGUUUGUCAUUAACUGGUGGGCUGCACUGCUAACAUACGUGAUAGUUCUUGGACUUUACAUUUAUGUUACCUACAAAAAACCAGAUGUGAACUGGGGCUCCUCUACACAAGCUCUGACCUACCUGAAUGCACUGCAGCAUUCAAUUCGUCUUUCUGGAGUGGAAGACCACGUGAAAAACUUCAGGCCUCAGUGUCUUGUUAUGACGGGUGCGCCAAAUUCACGCCCAGCUUUACUUCAUCUUGUUCACGAUUUCACAAAAAAUGUUGGCUUGAUGAUCUGUGGUCAUGUGCAUAUGGGCCCUCGAAGACAAGCUAUGAAAGAGAUGUCCAUUGAUCAAGCCAAAUAUCAGCGGUGGCUUAUUAAAAACAAAAUGAAGGCUUUUUAUGCUCCAGUACAUGCAGAUGAUUUGAGAGAGGGUGCACAAUAUUUGAUGCAGGCUGCUGGUCUUGGGCGUAUGAAGCCAAACACACUUGUCCUUGGAUUUAAGAAAGAUUGGUUGCAAGCAGACAUGAGGGAUGUAGAUAUGUAUAUAAACUUAUUUCAUGAUGCUUUUGAUAUACAAUAUGGAGUAGUAGUUAUCCGCCUACAAGAAGGUCUGGAUAUAUCUCAUCUUCAAGGACAAGAAGAAUUACUGUCAUCGCAAGAGAAAUCUCCUGGAGUAAAGGAUGUGGUACUAAGUGUGGAGUAUAGUAAAAAAUCAGAUUUAGAUACUUCUAAACCAUCCAGUGAGAAAUCCAUUACACAUAAAGAUGAGGAAGAGGAUGGCAAGACUCCAACUCAACCACUGUUGAAAAAAGAAUCCAAAGGCCCUGCUGUGCCUUUAAAUGUAGCUGACCAAAAGCUUCUUGAAGCUAGUACACAAUUUCAGAAAAAACAGGGAAAGAAUACUAUUGACGUCUGGUGGCUUUUUGAUGAUGGAGGUUUGACUUUACUGAUUCCUUAUCUUCUGACUACCAAGAAAAAGUGGAAAGACUGUAAGAUCAGAGUAUUCAUUGGUGGAAAGAUAAAUAGAAUAGACCAUGACCGAAGAGCGAUGGCAACUUUGCUCAGCAAGUUCCGGAUAGACUUCUCUGAUAUCAUGGUCUUAGGAGAUAUCAAUACGAAACCAAAGAAAGAAAAUAUUGUAGCUUUUGAUGAAAUGAUUGAGCCAUACAGACUUCAUGAAGAUGAUAAAGAACAAGAUAUUGCAGAUAAAAUGAAAGAAGAUGAACCAUGGCGAAUAACAGAUAAUGAGCUUGAACUUUAUAAGACCAAGACAUACCGGCAGAUCAGGUUAAAUGAAUUAUUAAAGGAACAUUCAAACACAGCUAAUAUCAUUGUCAUGAGUCUCCCAGUUGCACGAAAAGGUGCUGUGUCUAGUGCUCUCUACAUGGCAUGGUUAGAAGCUCUAUCCAAGGACCUGCCACCAAUUCUCCUAGUCCGUGGGAAUCAUCAGAGUGUCCUUACCUUCUAUUCUUAA
This is a messenger RNA of Rangifer tarandus platyrhynchus (Svalbard reindeer), 3615 nucleotides long. The record is from the annotation of a GenBank genome assembly. Lineage: Eukaryota; Metazoa; Chordata; Mammalia; Artiodactyla; Cervidae.